Messenger RNA from Macrosteles quadrilineatus (aster leafhopper), 7577 nucleotides. RefSeq lists its product as uncharacterized. The transcript is spliced from 13 exons. The record is from RefSeq and is a predicted model, not a curated record. NCBI's taxonomy places the organism in Eukaryota, Metazoa, Arthropoda, Insecta, Hemiptera, Cicadellidae. The coding region runs from base 100 to 4197 and encodes 1365 amino acids. Gene Ontology annotation, cellular component: nucleus; cytoplasm. Gene Ontology annotation, biological process: peptidyl-tyrosine dephosphorylation. Gene Ontology annotation, molecular function: non-membrane spanning protein tyrosine phosphatase activity.
CAACCAUCUUUAACGUCAUGUUUUAGGGUUAAUAAUGGGAGUUGGAACAACUUUUCCGUCAUUGAACAUUCAUCAAUAUAGGUAUGGAUCGAACUCGAGAUGAAAGAGGACACAGAAAGGACUCCUUUAAGAACUAUACUCACAAAUUUUCUCAACCACAUAGACACACUUGAAAACCAACGGAAUCCUGAGAAAUCGUACGAAGCAGAAUUUCAGGAACUAAAGUUGUUUAGCGAGUCAAUAAAAGGAACAAAACAAUAUUCAUGUUCUGAAGGGGAGAAAGAAGUCAAUCGGAAAAAGAAUCGUUAUAAGGAUAUCUUACCCUUUGACCUGAGCAGAGUGGUGCUUAAUGAGUAUGCAGGUGUACCGGGCAGUGACUACAUCAAUGCCAACUACAUCAGAGGAGCGAGCGGCUCUCCGGCGUACAUCGCCAGUCAGGGUCCGCUGCCCAACACUGUCAAUGACUUCUGGCGAAUGGUGGUGCAGUGUGAAGUGCAAGUCAUUGUCAUGGCGUGCAAUGAGGAGGAAGCAGGCAAGCACAAAUGUGAGAACUAUUGGGUGGAGGGGGAGGGAGAAGAGAAGCAGUUUGGUAUGGUCUCGCUUCGUCUCAUCAAGGCAAGCACGGUUUGUCCAGACUUCUCCGUGCGUACCAUGCGACUUAAGUAUACCAACACACAGUCCAACACUGAGGAGCGCACAGUGUGCCAGUUCCACUACUCCGCGUGGCCAGACCAUGGAGUGCCACCCCUGGUCAGACCUCUGUUAGACAUGGUGAGGUUAGUCAGGGACACUCAGGCCUCGGAGACUUUACCUGUGCUCAUCCACUGCUCCGCUGGCUGUGGUCGUACAGGCACCAUCUGCGCCAUUGACUAUGUCUGGGGCCUGCUGCGUGCUGGGAAGCUCACCAAGGACUUCAGCCUGCUAACCCUGGUCAGGGAGAUGCGUCGUCAGCGUAUUGCAAUGGUCCAGACCAAGGAGCAGUACGUCCUUGUACACCAAGCUGUGCGAGAACUUUUCCGAGAACAACUGAGAAUGAUCGAUUCUCAUCCAUACGAGAACAUUGACAGCAACGGACUCCCCCUCAUCAAAUGUGCCAGUCCAGAGCCCACUUACGAUACUAUCUCAUCCUUUCAAAACAAUAAGUCUGAAGAAAAACAAGAUGAAAAAGAAAAAGAACAAGCUCCACCUUUGCCACAGAAAAAGAGAUUGCAAACUUUGUCUUCAAAACAAGCAAAAGAAGUAGAAAACCAGAGUGAAAGGCAGCGGCUGGUAGAGCAAGCUAGCUCGAGUGGGUCUCGGCCACGCAUUGCCACUCUACGCAGCCUUUUUGAGCGGCAACACAUCACGCGUGAUACUCGUCAAGUCUCCCGUAGUCACUCCCUUGGAUCUGCACGACAUCCCAAGACUUCUACCACUCCUAGUGCAGUAGAAGUAGCCCCAGAGAAACCCACUCCAAAACCAAUUCCAGGAAAAGGGAUUUUAAGGGUACCUCAGCCUCAACAGACAAAGCCUGCUCUACCUGUCAAGCGAAGCAAAUCACUCAGAGUGUUGGGUUCUGGUGACCGCAACAAGUUGUCUGUUCCUACCUUGCCACCUGAGACUAGUGAAACUGAUGCUCCUAGGAGGCUUAGUUUAGAGUCAAACUUAGAUGAAAUCAAGGACUUGGUAAGCGAAUCUACUCACCCAACACUAACUGACUGUUUGUCAGUAGAUUCAAUUGUUGCGGGUCUAGGGGUUCGGGAAAGAAGAAAUAGUUUUCGACAAGCCGUACGCAGAGAAGACCAUGAAUCAAAAAAACAUUGGUCUAAGAAACCAGGACUUCUUAGAAGUUAUACCUCUGUAGACAUGCGUAGUGCAAGAGAAAAACCAGUUUUAGAUCUUGAUACAACUUCCAGUAAACCUUUACUCCGUCCUAAACCGAAUCUUCAGUUGUAUUCUAAUGGGAAGACUAGGAAUCUUUCCGUGGACCCUAGAUCGUCUUUUCAAAAUCAUCCACACUCAUCUCCAUCUGUCAAUCAACCUUGCUUUACUCCUGAUGAACUGAAGAAGCUACAGUCACAAGCUUCAUCUUCCCGAACACUCAUGACUCAUUCCACGAGCUUGCGGUUGGCUCCUAAAUCCAGAAGAGAAGACUGCCGGGUUCUCUUGUCACCCACAAUGCCCAGGCCUGAUUUGUAUCACUAUUAUGAACAAAUUCACAGCAGCGGAGAAUCAACAGUGAGCGCUUCUUCCGAUCAAAGUAUAUCGAACAAACACCUAAAGCCGAAUACAUCGAGGCCAAAAAUUCAAGCAUCAACAUCGGCACAAAAAAGUGAUUCAGAUGGGAGUGAUAAACAACUUAGCAGAGUGAUGCAUCACAAUCCUAAUAUAAAUACACCAAGAAGACAAGACAAACCAAACCCUUCAUCUAAGAAAGGGGGUGUAAGUACUGUAAGUGGACCACCGAGAGAACAAAGCAAUUCAAUACAGAGCCCUAACUUGAGACAAGAACAAAAGGUUAAGUUAUAUGAGAGCGUCAAGUCAAGUGAGCCAAAGAGAACGCCUCCAAUACCCGAAACAAGACCUGUAGUAUAUGAGUCGAGAGGUGUGAGGCAAAACUCAUCUGGAAUAUAUGGAACUGUAUCCAAAGUUCCACCUCCACCUUAUAUUGAGCCUGGGAAAAAUGCACAAAAGCCUGUUUCCAGUCAACAUUCACAUCAGCCAAGUAAUGGAAUAUACUAUGAAGAUAUUUACAACAGAUCACUUUUAUUAAGACAUAUUCCUUCUUCAAGAGAUAUGGUACUGCCUUCACAUAAACCAAACUCAUUAGGCAUCGACACCAGACCGAGUGUCGGUGACUCUCCUGGGGUGAUGUACCAAAAAAAUCUCGGAGAAAGGAAACAUCCAGAACACGAAUAUAGAAUUACCAAUUCAGAUAUCUACGGAGAAAGACAAACAGAAAGAAAACCUGCGCCACAAGAACAUAAGGUGCCUCAUCAUGACCCCCAAAUUAUGCAUGGAAAUGAGCGAAGGUAUCAAACUAAUGACAAUCAACCUAGGAAUGAAAGACAACACUCUGACCAUAGAGGCCUCUUAGAAAAGAGCUCUCAAGAUAGACACUAUUUGGAACAAACUCCUAGAACUAAUGUCCCAGGACCUUACGCUGAUCGAAGAUUGUCAGAUCAGAGUUAUCAGAUGCCUCAAGACAAAAUUCCAAGCGCAUAUGAUCAAGAUGGCAAAGUAGUCCAACAAGAUCAGUAUUACCGGAGUUUACCUGAGAAAAGAUUAGUAAGCCAAGAAUACCGACGCAGUCCACAAGAAUCAUUCUCUAAGCCUGGUGACAGACGAUCAAGUGAUCAAGAAAUUAUUACCACUCCAGAAUCAGGGCUAUCUUCAGUAAAUGAGAAGAGGUUUCAAAAUCAAGAACAUCAAAGCAGUCAUCACGAUCAGUAUUCAAAAGUUGGAACAAACUAUCAUCCUAACUCUCAGGAGCUGUAUUCUCAACUUCCUCAAGAUAGAAGGAGUGACAAAAAACCUAGCUAUAUAAACAGCAGACCUUCAAGGCCACAUGAUCAGACACCUAGGAGCUCCAGACCUUCCAGUGAUGCAGCGAGUGAUGAUAGACCUGUCAAUGAAGUUGAAACUGCUGUCUCUCAAGGUGUAAAGAUGAGACGUGGUUCUCGUGAUGAUCUUGCACUCUGUGGAUCAACACCUUCUAGAGUGAAACGUCAUGCAAGUGUGGUGCUGCUGCGACAUAGCCUCAUCCAGGACUCAUCAAACCCUACAUCUCCUCUCAGUGUCUGGGCUCAAGCAACUGGGGAUCAAACUGGCUCUCAGACACCUAAGCAGGAAGAUCCCUGGUCUGGAUCCGUAGGGGUUGAUGUGGACCAGGUGGCAGCCAGCAUCACUUCAAAAAAAGAUGAUAAAAUGAUGAGGGCAGCCUUAGAAGCUCUACACCUCAGAAAAGCUUCUCAGUCAACUCCUAAAUCCACUCCCACAAGUCACAAAGCUGCUCAGUCAAAAUCUCUGCAACAUUCACAGAAAACACCAAAAGUGGGUAAUUUAACUCCUAAGGCAAGUCAGAACACACCCAAACAAAAUCAUCUGUCUGCCAGUGGAGGGGAGGGAAACAGCAAACCUGUGGGUUCUCCUCCUCAAUAUCAACCUCCUCCUGAAGCUAAACCAGGUCCAUUUCGUAAGCAGCAACAAUACCUGUGAUAGUCUUCUCUGAUGGGUUGCAGGGUAAAAUCUCUGCCUAUCCACAUCAACGUUAUGUGAUUUAUCUUAAGGUUAAUUGAGUUAUUAGUUAUAUUAGACCUGUUUUAAAUAUGACAUUAGUUUAUGAGGAAACGUUUAUGAUAAAUAAGGUUGUGCGUUAAAUUCUAUUAGAUUAAUCUUCAGUAGUAUCAAAGUUAUAUAAAUGUUGUGACAGUAAAAUAACUAUAUAUAUUGUUAGUCAUUCUAGAAAAUUAGAAAAAUGAUUUUAUAGCUAUAAAAAUUGUUGCUUAAAUGUUACGAACAUUCAUUUUGCUGCUAAUACAACUGAUGUAGCAGAUUUGUGGCUGUCAGUGUUAAGUUAAUUUAUUGUUAAAUCAAAGUUUUCUGAAGGGUCAAAGUCCACUGUUACUGUUAACAUUGAUUGGAUUAUUGAAAUUGAAUGAAAAUAUGUCAAGUAAAGUUAAGAGUAUUAGGUUAGGCAACCUAAUUAUAAACUCAUAUUCUUGUUUGAAGGUAUAUCGCGGACAUUUUCCAGCACAAUGGUAAAAACGAACGAUAUUUUCAUAUUUUAACCCAUAUUCUAUUUCAUUUUCAUUUUCCAACUAAUAAAAGUUCUAACAUUUUGUCGUCAGUAAAACUUUUAGGCAUCCAUGUGGAUGCAAAGCUCGCCUGGGAACGCCACACACUACUCAUGUUGUUUCUAAGAUACCUCGAGUCUGCUUUUUGUUUUUGUUGAGAAGACUUAGGAGUUGUGUCUCGAAUAGUAUGCUCAUUACUGCAUAUUACAGUUUCUUUCACUCCCUUCUUCUUUAUGGAUUAUGGAAACAUUUUGUGGGGCAAUAGCUCUGGGGCCAGGAAGGUUUUCACAUGGCAGAAAAAAGCACUAAGAAUAACGACCAGCAAACCUCUCUUUAUCAAACAUAGAAUAAUGACUCUACAAUGUAUAUUCAUUUUUCAAAAUUUGCUAUCUGUUAAAGAAAAUCUGUCUUCAUUUCCAAAACGUAACAAAUUUCACAGUUAUAAUACUAUAAUACCCCCGCCACAGCAAACCUGCCGACUAAGAGAAUUUCCAUUUGUCUGAAUUGAAUUGCAAUUAAAUUUAAAUAACAUUGGGUUUAACGAGUACCUAGGUUUGCUGCUAAAAGGAAAAUAAUAGAGUAUUUUUCAUAAUAAAAUAUUAAUAGCUUAACAUUAGAUCAAUAAAUUUUCUAAGUUUGAUCAAAAUAUAUCCAUAAAUAAGCAAACUACAACAUUUUACAAUAUUCUCCAUAUAUAAUUUUUAAAUUUUCUCUGUUACCAAUAACCAUACAAAAACACCUUGAUAUACUAAAUUAUUUUUUAAAAUCUAUUUAGAAGGUCUCGAGCGAAAUUGGAAAAUCUUGUGUUUUAAAAGCCAAAAAUGAGGAAAACCAGUUCUUACCCCAUAAAAUCCCACGUAAAACCCCGUUCCCAUGGUCCGAUCACGUUGGUCUGUGAACUCAUUCAAGUUUGUCCCGCCUUACACCUUUAAACCAAAUUUCAUCAAAAUCGGACAUAAAUUACUCAAGUUAUUGUGUUCACGGACACAUAAAUAUGUACAAAUUUGAACGAAUGGUGUAUUUUUUCCUCUGGGGACAUCAAAAUGAAAAAGUAAAUUGGUCCCGGUGGCACCUACGGUAAUAGCUACUUCCCUGUAGGGAAAUUCCCUAAAAUGUGAGCAGCUAGAUAUUACGAUAGUAAGAUUAUGAAAAAACUAACUAUAGCCACAAAUUCCGAUAAAUACAGCUCUUUAAUAAGAUAGCCUACCUGUAUUGUUACAAGAGCCUAACUUUGUUAAAUUUAAAAAUAAAUUGGCUGAUUGGCUUCUUGACAGAAGAUUUUAUUCUGUAGGAGAGUUCUUAGGAUAUCAAAUAUCUAAUAAAGAUUUUUUUAUUUCCGUUGUAAUUUCGUCUCCAUCAAUGCACUACAUACACUAGACCUAAUCCAUAGAAAAAGACUGUCCAUUGUACUGUUGUAUUUAACGAAAUAAAGAUAUUCUUAUUCUUAUGAGGGGCAAACAGUGUUCAACAUAUCCUACCUGGAGGAAUAAAAAAAACAUCUAUACACACAUAUCUGCAUAAUUUUAUGAAACAUAGUAGAUUUUAACUAUAUUUCAUAACCUGAUACAAUUGUUUAACACCCAACUUUAAAUUAGAUAACUUUUAUCAAAUAUAAAUAAUAAUUUAACAGUGACUUAAAAAUACAUAAUAACUCUACUAUCAUCGUAGUUUUCAAUUACUGAAAUUGGUAUUAAAACAAUAAUAGCGAUGAUUAACUGUAAAAAUAUAAACAAUUCAAAAGUCAACGUUUGGAAAUUUACAUCAAUAACUAAAGAAUACAUAAAAUCUGUACAAAUGACUAUUAAGGAUAAAUAUAUCGAUAUUUUUCUGAAUAUAGCCUAAGUUAGUUGUGUAUCCACUCCUUCUUCCUUAAUGUUAUCCUAUGACAAGUGCUCUUUCCCCAAAAACUAAAUUUUGACUAGGUACUAAUCAAAUUAACUACUAAUUAAUUUGUAUAGCUUAUGUAAUAUAUCACUGUAUUUUUUAACCUUGAUUCAAAGACUAAAAUACUGCCAAGGGAAAAAAAAAAAAAUUAAGCUUCAAUUAUCAUUUUAUUUAAAAAUCAAAAUUCAUUAACUAUUGUCAACAAUGAUGACCUAUCAUUGUUUAGUAACAGUGGACUUAGUAAUGAAGUGUUAGAAACAAAAAAUUAGAAACUAUACAAACAUUUCACAAGAUUAGGCUCAAUGUAGGAGAAGAGUUGUGUAGUGAAUAAGGUUCCUUGUAGCUUGUAGUGAAUACUAUUACGGUUAUGUUAUUGUUUACUUGAACUCUCAAGUAGGGACUAUGUGCUUCCAUUAAAUACUUAUACAUUUACCUUGUAACUCAUCUUUAGCAACUUUUUUGUUCUACAGUAUCUUUAUACCCAGUUCUGGCUCCCUGUUUUCUUUAUCGUUGUUAUAAAUUUUCCUCUGAAAGCCCAUAAAAAAUAAAAAUGGGAUGAUGUGUUGUCCCCAUUAGGGUUGACAUUUGACAACAUCAGUAAUAAAAUUAACUUAGAUCUUUUUCUUACUCGGAGUCAAUAAUAUAAUUUUAUCCCUAUCGGAAAUAUAAAUUUUAAAAAAAUCUUUCUUGCAUUGGUGUCUCAAAAUUGUUGGCAACUCCCACAAAAAAACAACCCAUUCUUUAUAUUACUUAGUAUCCAAAGUGUGUUACAUGGUAUAGUUAUAUUGAAAGGUAAUUUUAUACUUUUAAAUUAUGAUAUACUUGAAAUUGCUGGAUUAUUUGAGUUUGUCAGACAAAUUAAAAUUCUCAUUUCGUAAAAAGUUAUAGGUAGAAAUUGAAUAUGAUUUUUGGUUCAUG